Chelonus insularis is the source of this 883-nucleotide messenger RNA. RefSeq names its product mitochondrial ribosomal protein L32 (gene mRpL32). The record is from RefSeq and is a predicted model, not a curated record. Gene Ontology annotation, biological process: translation. Gene Ontology annotation, molecular function: structural constituent of ribosome. Bases 172 to 777 code for a protein of 201 amino acids. Lineage: Eukaryota; Metazoa; Arthropoda; Insecta; Hymenoptera; Braconidae. The transcript has 3 exons. Gene Ontology annotation, cellular component: mitochondrial large ribosomal subunit.
GUAUCACAAGUCCUGUCAAUAAACUGCCAGGAUCCAACUGAGUUGAUCGUCUUCACAGCACGAUUUGAACACAUACUGACAUCUAGCAUUAUCAUCUUAAAACACGUUGAACCAACCUAGAAAACAAUUCCGGUUUUAUUAAUUUGAGAAAUCAGCAAACGUAAUUUUAUUAUGGCAAGAAAUAUUAUAAAUCGAAUUGAUUCUUUUUUUUCUAGAAUUGAAAAUGUUAUUGAACAUUUUUUUAACAAUAAAUUUCCACCUGCAGCUCUAUGUACAGUUGAUUUAACAAGUCAUCAAUGCUUGCCAAAAUACCAUGCAUCAUCUUCCAAGUCUCUUGAAGACGUUCUCAAAGAUGGCAUUUUAUGGGCAGUUCCUAAACGACGAAGAGCAGUAGAAGACCGAUGGUGUAGAAAAUUUGGUAUAAAAGGAUUAGUUUAUAAAAUUUUGGAACCAAAAAAAGAUCUUCUUGUUUGUCCUACUUGUGGACAUAAUUAUGAAGCUGGUCGUAUUUGCAAUCACUGUUACUUGAGAGUCAAGAGUGAGACAACAGAAAUGCAAAAUACAGUAAUUAAAACUCUUGGUUUAGAACCAGUUGAAAAAGAAGUUGUAGUUCUUUAUGAAGAUGAAAAAUUAACUAAAACAUCAGAGUUUUGGAAAGGACAAAGAAUCAUUGAACUACCUAAAAAAAGACCUGCUUGGUAUCAUUCUAAUUUGCUUCAACCUACCACACAGGAACCAUCAGAUAGUACUGAUGUAAAACCAACAGAAUUAGCUUAAUCAUUUAAUCGAUAUCGUUUUCAGGUAAUCAGAAACUUUUUUUCAGCCAUAUAAAAGAUUAAAUAAUUUUUAUAAGUUUUAAAUACAACAAUGUAUAUGCAAAAUA